Telopea speciosissima is the source of this 755-nucleotide messenger RNA. Its product is annotated as thioredoxin domain-containing protein PLP3A-like. The coding region runs from base 53 to 742 and encodes 229 amino acids. The transcript has 8 exons. The record is from RefSeq and is a predicted model, not a curated record. NCBI's taxonomy places the organism in Eukaryota, Viridiplantae, Streptophyta, Magnoliopsida, Proteales, Proteaceae. Gene Ontology annotation, cellular component: cytoplasm.
AUAGGUUUCUGAUUCUCUGUUCUCACAGUCACAGAGCGAGAGAGAGAGAGAGAUGGAUCCAGACGCAGUUAAAUCGAAACUGUCCAAUUUAGCAUUCGGAAAUGUAAUGGCAGCUGCUGCUCGUAAUUACCAGAAGGAGUUGCUUGCUCAGGAGAAGGCUCAAGCAUCCUCUACAUCCAACCAAGAGGUUGAUUUUGAUGAGUUGAUGGAUGACCCAGAGCUGGAAAAAUUGCAUGCAGACAGGAUUGCAGCCCUCAAGAAAGAAGCUGAGAAGCGGCAAGCUUUGACGAGGCAGGGUCAUGGAGAAUACAGGGAGAUAUCUGAAGGGGACUUUUUAGGUGAAGUCACUGGUAGUGAAAAUAUUAUCUGCCACUUUUACCACCGGGAGUUCUAUCGUUGCAAGAUACUGGAUAAGCAUUUGAAGUCUCUUGCACCGAGGUACAUUGAUGCCAAGUUCAUCAAGCUGGAUGCUGAGAAUGCACCCUUCUUUGUUGCCAAGCUAGGAAUCAAAACUCUGCCAUGUAUCAUAUUGUUCAGAAAAGGGAUCGCUAUAGAUAGGCUGAUUGGCUUCCAAGACCUGGGUGGCAAAGAUGAUUUUACAACAAAUACUUUAGAGAAUGUACUCAUCAAGAAAGGCAUAAUUAGUGCAAAGAAAGUUGGAGAGGAUGACGCAGACAAUGAUGAAAUUGACAUAGGCAGGUCAAUACGGUCCUCGGUACAUGCUGAUUCUGAUUCAGAAUGAAUAGGAAAAAGAA